GUUUGUUUUGGGUUCUUCUUCGUGGCGGGAAGGUCUAAUACGAGGUUAGCAAACUGUACGGUGGAAUUUUUAAAUUAUUUUUUAGUUUAAUCUAUGUUCUUUCUAUGCAUGGAGGUGUUCAUGUCAUAGGCAGGUGAGAUACUGCGACCAUGCCGUCCACUCAGCAGGACGUGGUUCAAUCCACCAUCUCCCCUGUUCUCUUCAUGACCACAGAUGGUGAAGCCAUGUGCUUCUACCUGCGGCCAGGUCCUGCCAAACGCAGGAUGCAGCCGCUCAUCACUGCUGGCGGAGGCCUGAUGUGCAGUGUCCAGCAGCCAGGAGCAAUCCUGCUGCUCGACCCCGAGGACAGAGGCUCUGUUUCUGAAACCACUGCUCACUGGUAUGUGUCCACAAAGUAUGUUUAUGACUGUAUUGAGAAGGAAGAACAGCUAAAUUUAGAGCACUACAGGUUAAAUCCUGAAGUGGGUCCAAGACACUCUCCAAGGCUCAGCAACAAGGACGGCUCACAUGGACUCUCAGGAGGCAGGGUAGCCUACAGCCCUGAGGAAGAUGCUGCCAUUUUGAGUUAUGUCAGCCAGCGCAAGACAGAGACUGGGGGAAACCGACUGUGGCAGGAGAUGGAGAAGCAGCAUGUAACCAGUCACAGCUGGCAGUCAAUGAAAUACCGUUACAGAACUCAACUGGCUAAGAUUCAAUCUGAGCCUGAGAAGACAAAAAGUGCAGAGGAAGAGAACAAGGAUAAGGAAAAUCUAGAAACAUUUCAGAAGCCGUCCUGUGAGGAAGAUGCGGUGCCUCCACAGUUACCAGAAGUCAAACCUUCAGCAGAAAAUGACCUAACACAGGUGAUGGAUCAGCCCAUUCUAGCUAAAAGUGUAGAAGCUCAAACACUGAACUCGUCUGACGUUGAAGUGCAACAUGUGAACCCAAAGAAUGACGUCCCAACAGCUGAAGACACUGAAGUAGUAACUACAGAUCUAGUAACACCUGCCACUCCACAGCCUGAGGGGUCAUGUUUGUUUGCAGAGACAGAUGUGCAUCCAAUUUCCCCUGACAGCAUAGAUGCAUCAGCUGUCGCUCUACACAACGAGGACUCUGCUCAGCCUCUGCCUCACACUCCUUCAAUAAAGAGAAAAGUGAAGCAGAUGGUCUCGUCUACAAUGCAAGAGCUGCAGCGCCGAGUAACACGCCGGCAGUGCGAGCUUGAGGCGUUAUCAUCAUCUGAACCAUACGGGAAAAAACUGAGAUCAUCAUCAAAUUCUGCUGAGAAAUCGUCAUCUACUCUUCAGACCCCAAAGAAAACAAAAACACCUGUGAAGUCUGCACAUAAAGAAGACCCAACAGUAGGCGAGCCACUUUCUAAGAGAGCCAGAGGGGAGAGUGUGACUGCAGCAGUGGAGAGUCAUCAAGAGGAGAGUGAAGAAGCUGCUAUCUCUGAAACACCACAAACAGAUGAAGAAUCUACAUCAUUGCCUCAUAAAGCAGAGAAGAAAAAAGAAAAGAGAAAGUUGGGGAUCCUUGAGCUGGCUACAAGGGAGUUUGAAGAUGAAAGUGAGUCUGGUGAAGAUGAGGCUCCAGAUCUCCAAAUCACAGUUGAAAGGGUCACUAUUCAACCCACUUCAACAGAACCCUGCCUUCCAUCUUCAGACAUGACUGCAGAUGCUUCCCCAACACGGUCAAUUGCCGAGUCUGAACCCAGCCUCCAGAGCAAUGCUCACAAUGCCCAGGCUGCCAGCAGCAACCACAUCUCUAAGAUGGACUCUACCAAACCUGAAGCGGCUGUCCACGUAGCCUCCAGGGCCCAUCUGUUUAUAUUUGAUAAUGACUCUCAGGAAGAUGACUCUCAGUCCCUUAUUAGUGACGAUACAGCGGCUGCAGCUCAAGCUGUUGGGAAUGAAAACACUGCACCUUCACUGACUCAGGCUCAGUUAGAGGAGGAUGUGCAACAAAUCAAAAACUUAAUGAACCAGACAAACCAGGACUUGGUUAGUGUGACCAAGGCCCUGUUGAAGACCAGUGGAGACAUCUCUGCUGCCCUGAAGCUUCUGUCAGAUCCGCCCUCGUUUUCAGGACCACUUUGGAAUCACAAUGACGACAGUCUUCUGCUCUCAGGAGAUCCUAACGCCCGGCAGCAGCUGCAGGAGAAAUACGGUGAGGAGAACUUGGCCAAAAGAGUGAUGUUUCUGGAGGUUGAGGGGUGAAUAUGCAGUAGCAUUUCAAAUGCUCUCAACUGUUCUGUCUCUUCCUUUAUUGCUUUUUAUUACUGAUGAAUCUAGAUCUUACCAAAAUAUUUUAUCAUAUGAUGUUUUUAUGUCUUUAGUGUAUAACAACUAAAUUAAUGGUUUUAUACAGAAUUUUCUUCCUUCUAAUAUAAAGGUGGAAUGUAUAAAAUGUGUCUCAUUCAAAAUAUAGUGAUGCAGUCUUAGUUCAUACAUGCACUGUAUCCACUGUACUGUAUUCAUGUGUUGGCUUGGUUUGAAUUGAAUUAUUAAUAAAACUAAAUAAAAUCAA
Betta splendens (Siamese fighting fish) is the source of this 2508-nucleotide messenger RNA. RefSeq names its product telomeric repeat binding factor 2, interacting protein (gene terf2ip). The record is from RefSeq and is a predicted model, not a curated record. Gene Ontology annotation, biological process: regulation of DNA-templated transcription; telomere maintenance via telomere lengthening. Gene Ontology annotation, cellular component: shelterin complex. Lineage: Eukaryota; Metazoa; Chordata; Actinopteri; Anabantiformes; Osphronemidae. The transcript is spliced from 9 exons. Bases 150 to 2198 code for a protein of 682 amino acids. Gene Ontology annotation, molecular function: telomeric repeat DNA binding.